GGUGGCUCAGUUCCCGUCUCUGUGUGACGCUGACCCCAGGAGCAGGAGUGGACAGCAGGACACCCGGCAGUCAGGAAUGGAGUCGGUGACCUUUGAGGACGUGGCUGUGAACUUCACCCUGGAGGAGUGGAGUUUGCUGAAUCCGUCUCAGGAGAAUCUGUAUAGAUCUGUGAUGCGGGAAACCAUCAGGAACCUGCAUGCUGUAGGACAAAAAUUGGGAGACCAGAACUUUGAAGUCAAGUAUAAAAAUCUUGGAAAAUAUCUAAGAAGUCAAGUGGUAGAGAGAUUCUGUGAACAUGAAGGCUGUCAAUGGGGAGAAGCCUUCAGCCAAACUUCACAUGAGAUUGUGAGCAAGAAAAUUCCUGGAGUAAUGCCAUGUGAAAGCCACAUGUGUGAAAUCCUCAAUGGUCACUCACCUGGAAAUGUGCCCCUCAGGGAUCACAGUAUACACAAACCAUAUGAGUACCCAGGAUAUAGAGAGAAGCCACAGAUAUGUAAGGGACGUGGGGAAACUUUCUGUUCUCCCCAAUGCCUGGAUAAGCAUGAAAGGACUCAUAUUGGAGAGAAACCCUAUGAAUGUAUGCAGUGUGAUAAAGCCUUCAGAUAUCUCAGUUCUCUUCAAAAUCAUAAAAGGAUUCACACUAGAAACAAACACCAUGAAUGUCAGCAAUGUGGGAAAACCUUCAGAAGACACAGGAACGUUCAGGUCCAUGAAAGAAGUCACACUGGAGAGAAACCCUAUGUGUGUAAGCUCUGUGAGAAAGCCUUCACUGUUUACAGUUCUCUUCGAACACAUGAAAGGACUCACACUGGAGAGAAACCCUAUUUAUGUAAGGAGUGUGGUAAAUCCUUUAUUGUAUCUAAGUACCUUCAAAUACAUAUGAGAAGUCACACUGGAGAAAAACCUUUUGUAUGCAAGCUGUGUGGGAAAGCCUUCAAUGAAUCAAGUUACCUUCAAAUACAUACAAGAAGUCACACUGGAGAAAAACCCUUUUUAUGUAAGCUGUGUGGCAAAGCCUUCUCUCAGUCCAGUUACGUUCAGAAACAUAUAAGAAGUCACAAUGGAGAACAACCCUUUUUAUGUAAGCUGUGUGGCAAAGCCUUCACUCAGUCCAGUUACCUUCAGAAACAUAAAAGAAUGCACACUGGAGAGAAACCUUACGUGUGUCAGCAAUGUGGGAAAGCCUUCACUCUAUCCAGUUACCUUAAAAUACAUACAAGAAUUCACACUGGAGAAAAACCUUAUGUAUGUGAGCAGUGUGGCAAAGCCUUCACUCAGUCCAGUUACCUUCAGACACAUAAAAGAAGUCACACUGGAGAGAAACCUUACGUGUGUCAGCAAUGUGGAAAAGCCUUCACGUUAUCCAGUUACCUUCUCAGGCAUGAAGUAGUUCACACAGGAGAAAAACCUUAUGUAUGCAAGGAAUGUGGCAAGGCCUUCACUAGAUCCAGUUACCUUCAGAAACAUAAAAGAACUCACACCGGAGAGAAACCUUAUGUAUGUAAGCAAUGUGGGAAAUCCUUCACUUUGUCCAGUUCCCUUCAAAGACAUGAAGUAGUUCACACAGGAGAAAAGCCUAUGUGUGUUAGCAAUGUGGAAAACCUUCAGUUGUUACAGCAGCAUUCAGAAGACUCACACUGAUCAGAAAGCCUGAUAAUGUGAUAAAUGUCAAGAAGUACAAAUGGCUCCAAUUUCUUUUUUUUUUUUUGUGUGGCACUAGGGUUUGAACUCAGGGCCUCCUGCUUGCAGGCAGGCACUCUUACCACUUAAGCCACUCCACCAGUCCCUUUUUUUUAAAAAUUGCAGUACUGGAUGCACUCUGGAGAGAUAAGUAUAGGAUGUGAGACUGGUUCCUUAUCAUCUGACCUUUCUAGCACUAGUAAUAUUAACAGUAUAAUGCACCUCAGAAUGCCUUGAGUUAUCUAAGUUCAAGUCACAGAUAGAAAUCUCUUGAAUAGAUGUGUAAGUUUUCACUUGGUCCCCAGGUAAGAAAAAUGCACACUAUAUCAAAAUAAUGUGAAUAUGAAAAAUAGUUCAAGUUGUCAAUUUUGUUGGGUGUGGUGGUAUGUGCCUGUAAUCCCAGCUGUCGGGAAGCUCAAGCAGGUCAAUUUCAAAUUUGAGUCUACCCUGGGCUACAUGGGAGCACUGUGAUUGGAGGGAAAACAAGUUUUCAGUUUUAAUAAUGUGAAUAUCCCAUAGCAAUUCCUCCUUUACUGAAAUCCUGUGAGUCUAAGAAACUUGAGGAGACUGAGAUGAAGGAGUUUGUAUAAUUCGUGUAGAAUGCUCCUGACAAUACCUGACCUGAAGGAAAUAUUCUAAAAGUUACACAUGUGCUGUUUGUAUUACUGGCUCAUUUUGAAAUAGCCGUUUCUAGGCUAUGUCUGUCUCAUUGAGAAUCUUGAAAUGUGUUGACACAAUUCUGUAAGUGGCAUUUAGGCAUUAAAGUGUAGGUUUGUAGGUGCUGCUAAUUUACUCUUGCCAGGUAAUAAAAUUUUCUUUUUUCUACUGUCCUUGACUAGCAGGUUCUCAGGCCACCUCUAUGGGAGAGGUUUCUGGGCUCCUUUGUAGGUCUGGAUGGCAACGCCACCAAGACUUUACAGGCACUUCUUAAUGUCAUUGAAGUAGAGUCCUGUGUGCUUUCUCUAUAUAGAAUUGGAGCGGAGUCCCUGCCACCACAAUAAGGUGGUGUCAAGACCAAGUGGACAAACAGAUGUUAGCAAGAAAUAUGCUGAGUGCCAGUGGCUUGACACUUGUAAUCCUAGCAUCUCAGGUGGUAGAGAGGUCAUGAGGAGCACAGUUCAAAGCUGGUCCUGCACAAGUAUUUCCUGAGACUGCAUUUUGAACAAACCCAUCACAAAAAGAGUGCUGGAGGAGUGGCUCAACCUGUAAGAGUGCCUGCCUAGCAAGUGUGAGGCCCUGAGUUCAAUCAC
Messenger RNA from Castor canadensis (American beaver), 2931 nucleotides. RefSeq lists its product as uncharacterized. The record is from RefSeq and is a predicted model, not a curated record. Gene Ontology annotation, biological process: regulation of transcription by RNA polymerase II. NCBI's taxonomy places the organism in Eukaryota, Metazoa, Chordata, Mammalia, Rodentia, Castoridae. Gene Ontology annotation, molecular function: RNA polymerase II cis-regulatory region sequence-specific DNA binding; DNA-binding transcription factor activity, RNA polymerase II-specific. Gene Ontology annotation, cellular component: nucleus; chromatin; PcG protein complex.